This is a messenger RNA of Staurois parvus, 368 nucleotides long. The record is from the annotation of a GenBank genome assembly. Lineage: Eukaryota; Metazoa; Chordata; Amphibia; Anura; Ranidae.
UCACGGAUAGGCGGCACUGAUAGACAGCACUGAUAGGUGGCACUGACUGGCAUCACUGCUUGGCACUGACUGGCGACACUGCUAGGCAUUGACUGGCGCAACUGCUGAGCACUGACUGGCACAACCACUGGGCACUGACUGGCAGCACUGCUGGGCUGCACUGAUGGGCACAGGUGGGUUGCACUGGUGGGCACAUGUGGGUGGCACUGCUGGGCACAGGUGUGUGGCACUGCUGGGUGGCACAGGUGGGCGUACUGCUGGGCACAGGAGGGUGCAGUGAUGGGCACAGGAGGGCACACUGCUGGGCACAGGUGGGCGGAACUGGUGGGUGGCACUGCUGGGCACCGAUCAUCAGGGCACCGAUCAUC